Centruroides sculpturatus (bark scorpion) is the source of this 2365-nucleotide messenger RNA. RefSeq lists its product as uncharacterized. The transcript is spliced from 2 exons. The coding region runs from base 1043 to 2365 and encodes 440 amino acids. The record is from RefSeq and is a predicted model, not a curated record. Gene Ontology annotation, molecular function: zinc ion binding; nucleic acid binding. NCBI's taxonomy places the organism in Eukaryota, Metazoa, Arthropoda, Arachnida, Scorpiones, Buthidae.
UUAUACGCCACAACCAGGAAAACAGAACUGUCGCCGAAAUUAGCAAUAUUCUUCACAUAUCACUGAGAACUGUCUCUCGAAUAAUUAAGCUGUAUCGAGAGACGAAUUCCCUGUCUCCAAAGAAGUCGACGGGCCGACCCAAGAGUACGGUUGCAGAACAAGAUGGUCAGCUGGUGUCGACCAGUCGGGCGGAUCCGUUCGCUACGUCCACCAUGCUCCGAGAGCAACUGCACCUGAAUGUGUCAAAGGACACUGUAAAAAGACGGUAUGUAACAUUUGUAUGAUAGUAGUCACUCGUCCUUCGAAUACAUUAGUAAGAGGGCGUCGAGUCGUUUUCUAGUGCAGACAUGAAAAGUUGAGCUCCUGCUUUUCGCGAAGUUUGACCAAGGAUUUAACUUUAACAUAGUGUUGUGCCAUAUAUUUGGAAUCUACUCAACGAGAGGAAGCGUUUGGUGUCAAAUUUUUGGAAAUUGGACCACUUGGUGAGAAAUUAGCAACGAUCGAAAAACUCGAUUUUCGGGACGUUUUUACCGGAAAGGAAAGUUCGUUUUUCCGGAAACAACAACAGUGACUUAUAGAGAGACAAACUGUGAGUACUUUGACUAAAUUUUGUGGUCCUAGUCCUAAAAUUAAAGAAGUUAUUGAACUUUUAAAAUUUUUAACGAUCGGCACCAAUCGGCCCGCAUCGGGCUUUUGGAUAUAGAUUUUCAAAUUUUUUAAUUAUUAUCACGUAGAGGAGACUUUAAGCAAUAGUUUGUAAAACUUUGGUUUAAGUAUUGUUAGUAGUUUUCGAAAUACGGCAAUUUUAAUUUUGUCCAACUUUUCACGCUUAACGAAGAGCUCGGUCUCCAUGGUUACGGUCAAUGACCUCUCCUCGUUCAACAGUGUAAUAACGGCUUCCAACGGUUUUUCCCACUGACGUCUUACUGGUUCGUUUUGAGUGACGUCAUAGCGUAUUUUUUCAACUUUUUCUGUGUUUAUUGUGCAAAUUUUGAUCAAGUUUUCUAGACAUUUGUUAAUAGUAGAAGGUAUAGAAUAUAAGAUGGCCGAGUCAGAAGUAGAAGUAGAUUUAAUAGAAAAUUUUAUGGAGGAAGCCUUCCUAAUGGUAGAGGAGGUUAAAAAUUAUAUUAUAGAAAAUCCAAAUGGUAGGCUAUCUACAAUUGAUCAUAAGCGUUUCAUGAUUGAACAGAUGACUAAGAUUAUUUAUCUGGCAGAAGAAAAUCUUAGAGAAUUAAGAGACAAGUCAAAUUUAAAUAUCAAAGAACAGCAAAAUCAUAUGGGUAUUACCAAACAGGAAGUAAGUGAAAUAAUAAGCAAGCAGAAUGAAGAAAUAGUGUUAGCUAUCAACGAGAUCAAACAAGAAAUAAAUGAAAUUAAGAAAUUGAAAGAGGAGGACAAACAAGACAUCACAGAGGAACAAAAUUUUAAAACAGAGAUAGCAGAAAUAAUGAAAGAAAAUGUUACAAAAACCAUGGAGGCUAUAUCAACAAUCAAAGGAGAAUUAAAGACGAUUAAUCAGACCUCAACUCAGUGUUCUAACACACAGGAGGAACAAAAAAGAAGAUACAGUGAUGUUCUAAAAUUAGGAAACAGGCAGCCAGGAAUUACCCUUCCACCUCCAAGCCCGCAAUACACUGUGCUCGUCUACAGCAAAGACAAAAACAACAAUUCCAAACAGACUAAGGAAAUUUUGAUGAAAAAUGUGACUCCGAAAGACUUACGGAUUGGAAUCAAAGGUGUGAGAGAGAUCAACAACGGGGGAGUGGCUGUAGACCUUUCUAGCACACAAGAAACAGCUGCAUUAACAGACUUUCUAACACAGGUUAAGGAACUUAACACAAAAGAAAGAAGGAGACAACCCUUGAUUAAAAUACUGUCGGUUCCUAAAUCUAUAGACAAAAGCGAAUUAAUAGAGAUGCUAUAUGAGCAGAAUAGUUGUUUCUCGGAACAAAUGUCUCAAAGUAUACUAGAGGAGGAAAUACAAAUUAGAUUCCUGAUCCCGCAGAAAGAUAGUAAUCUUCAAUCGUGGGUCAUGGAAGUGUCACCAAUGAUGCGUGAAAUAAUUAUCAGAGAAGAAAAAUUGUAUAUAGGGUGGAACAGGUGUCCAGUUUUAGACUAUAUAUUAAUUAGAAGAUGCUACAAGUGCCUGGCUUUUGGGCACUAUGCUAAAGAGUGUCAACAUCAUUCUCAAGUCUGUAGUCAUUGUGGGGGAGGACAUGUAUACAAGGAUUGUGAUAAGGAAGGACCAGCCAAAUGCACAAACUGCUACAAAAACAAAAUUAAAGACUACCAUCACAAUACCAUUGACAAAGACUGUCCAUGUUUCAUUAAGGAACUGCAUAAAUACACCAGGCAGAUCAACUAA